CUUCCGUCACGACUCUUUGACCAAUCUUUCAUCCCUUCUCCCAUCCUUUGUAUACCAGCAUCGACAGAUUUCUGGCUUUAACAAGCAGCUGAAUCUUCUGUUUAGGUCUCAUCGCGCUUUCGCGAACCACCUGGUUUUCGAAGUGAAAAGAAUUGCCAUCUUGCACUUACUCCAGUACAGCAAUGAACCGAGUAAUAUAGCUUUCAAUGGCCCCAUCACUAUUAGCAUCUUCGUACGACCCUCUACCAGGUUCAAGAUCUUUCGACAACGUCUCAGUAACAAUAAAAUUUCAGACGGACAUGUCCCUCUCUUCUCAGCCAUCGUCAAGCAAGAUAUCAACCAUGCGACCGUCUUGGACGCCGUCGAUGCAAGAGGCACAUGCUAGUGAUCCUAGGAUGACCAACGACGGAGUGUCGUCACCCGAGGAUCAUGUAAACUUUCAUGAGAGCCUGCAAAUAGACAUGAAGGAGUUGGUUGGGGAUGCUGUUGGCAACAUGAGUAUCGGCCCGGCUUCUCGGGACAUUGUCCUUGCUGCACGGAGGGGUCUAUUCAUAAUUGACCUCGAAGCGCCUCUGGAAAUCCCGCGUUUUCUUCCCCAAGGUGGCACAUGGGAUGUAGCAGACGUUCAAUGGAAUCCACAUACUUCUCGAGCACAGUACAUCGUUUCCACGUCCAGCGAGAAAUUGUUGAUAUGGAAUCUCAUGGCCACAGGAAAGUCAAAUAUCGAACAUAUUCUCUACGCUCACUAUCGCGCUGUCACUGACAUAAAUUGGCAUACAACUGAGUUCGAUACAGUUGUGAGCACUGGCAUUGAUUCAUGGGUAUGGGCAUGGGAUCUUAGAGAACCCCGAAAGCCAAUAUUUGGACUCUGCGCUUUCAACUCUCCGGGGACGCAAGUCAAAUGGAGUCGACAAGAUGCCAACAUUCUCGCUUCAUCUCAUUCCAAUGAAGUGCUCAUCUGGGAUAGGCGUAAAGGCUCUCUUCCUAUCUCCAGAAUUGCAGCUCAUAAUUCCAAAAUAUACGGCAUUGACUGGUCUCACCAGGAAUCCAAUGAGAUAGUCACCUGUUCAUUAGACAAGACGAUCAAAAUGUGGGACGUGAACGCAUCACCUCAAGAGCCCAAAACUGUGAUACACACGACGUAUCCUGUUUGGCGUGCCAAGAACUUGCCGUUCGGCCAUGGUGUAAUGAGUUUAGCGCAGAGAGGGGAGGCGAUUCUUGAGAUGUAUGCACGCUCCGACCCAACAACUCCCGUCGACGUGUUCGAAGGACAUACAGACGUUGUAAAAGAAUUCGUAUGGAGGAGAGGUGGCAAGGACGACUCAGAUAUCCAGCUUAUAACAUGGUCGAAAGACCGGACUUUAAGGUUCUGGCCAGUCGACCCCGAAUCAUUGCGGAGGGUUGGCCAUGACCCACCAAUCUCACGAGGACGCAAAACGGCUAGCGACGAACGACGCACCUUCUCUUUCCGAAACCCUCCCCAAGCUUCAAAAAACUCUCCGCUUUUGUCGGCACCUAUCGGUCACCGUUCAAUUCUUGCCGAGGUUCGUGCUGGUGCCCCUCCUCGCGAGAAAUUAGUGGCGUCUUCAACACCAACUCCGCACUCUCGAUCUCGAGCUUCCAAACAUCCUGUCACUGCCUCAUACAAUAAGAUGACGAGGGGAAAUACUGGUAGCAAAUUUGUUAACACGAGAGUGGAUGCGUUGACUUGGUUGUCAAGUGUUAAGGUAGAGAAACGAAGAGGGAGCUCUUCAGGACCUGGCAGUGGCCGUAAUAGCGCGGAGGUGUCGAGGAUGGGUUCCAGAUCGCGAGGCGACUCGGGUCUCGGAGACACUGCAGGAAGCGACAGCAAAAAGAGAAGUGAGAGCAGAAAUAGACUUUUAGGAGAGGAGGCGAACCAAUCGUUACAGGAUGAAAUUACUUCUGCGCUCACGAAAUUGGCUGCUUGGAAAGUUACUUUGGAGAAGCACGAUCUAACGAAGAAGCGAACUUGCACGCUGGGACUAUAUGGACCUUGGGGAGAAUCCUCUACGGUCUUCAUGAGGGUUACGUUCACUUUUCCUCGUGAUUAUCCUCAAGCAGCACACCCUGAUGGGACGCCGACCGUAAAUCUUGAACAAAGUCCCCUUAUCUCUAUCAAGAAUCGCGCCUUCAUCCUCCGACGUCUGAAGGCGAUCAGAGAAACCCGGAGGCCUUGUCUUGAGGCUUGCCUGAGAUUUCUCCUUUGCGCUAACGAGGAAGAGAAUGGUCGAACAGAGGCACGCAACCAUCUGGACUCUGGAUCCUCUGAUGACGACGACGACGAAAAGAAAGACAAGGACUUUUCUCUGACACUGAGGAACCACAAAAACUUGGCCGAGCCAUGUACAUCUCAAGGAACAUUUGGUCCAAAUGGAGAGUUUGUAUGUUUCUUCCGUGCGCCACCAAGGAUUGUACGCAAUGUUCUACGCAGCAGCCGCUCCGAUUCUCCGACAAAGCCGUCAACACCCCAAAAUUCUUCAACCACCGUCAGCAUUUACCAGUCUCCGUCGCUCGUCGCUGAAGCGGUCCGCCGUCUUGGCACCAUCGCUUCUGAUCGUUCCGGAAAGUCGUCAGCCGAUUCACGCCCGUCUGACAACGGAGAAAACAUUCUACGUGUUAUGACCAAUUUCUUCACGUUCUCCCAGGAACGUUUUCGGCAUAAUUUUGACUCGCGGCUACAGGGGGAGGUGCCCGAUCACUUUGUGAUUCCGUUGCGGCGUAGUACGCUCUCUAUCGGGACGAUAUCGCAUAUUGCCGGGAGUGACAAGAAAGUUGCGAUGCGUUAUGUGUUUCAAUCGCAUAGUCUCUCGGAUGUGUGCGAUAGGAACGCUGUUGUGGCGAGAGAGUAUCACCGGUUUGAUCAUGAGCGGAUAUUCAUUACUCUUCGUGCUUUGUUCCAUGUCGAAGGGCCUGUGCAAGACGCCGAUUGGAUUGUUAAAUCGAGUCCUCUACUAUGGCAAGUUAUACGUCGCCUCAUUGCAGAGCUAACUCGGCAAAAAGACGUGCAAAUGCUAGCGAUGAUGUCUAUGAUAGUGCUCCAAGCCUUUGAUAACCACGAGUCUUUGGAGAGCACAAUGAGAAGCCCAGAUCCAAAGAACGUUAACACUCCUCCUCUACGUUCCGGCCAUCCCGACGGCUUCGAUUACUUCAGUAUGAGAAGUAGAAUGGACCGUGAUAGUCUAAAAUCGCCUGUAUGGCCCCGCCUUCCUUCUGCGUCCCCCAAAAUCUUGAAUUCAACGCCGUCCAUAUCAUCGUCUGCUUCUUCUCGAGGCUCCUGGUCAAGUUUGUUCAACACUGGCACUAUGCGACAGCUCAUGGGCGGUGUACAGGACACCAUCAAAGAUGGAUUAGCCACGCCAACCAUGGAGGCUCGACCCCUGCUUGUUAAGACUAGAUCGGUACCCAUCCCCGAUCGAAGUGAUCGCGUGCGGCAUGGUCCUGAUUCACCGAAGCCGCCUCACAGUAAGGUAACGCAGAAAGACAUUGCAGUGUCAAAAUCUUGGAACGAGAGGGAGCAUAGGCAAUCGGUGUCGUUCUCGCCUGCGUCGGUAUCGAUGCAAUCGCAAGGAUCUAGCGUUGGCCAUCGUGUUGUCGGGGGAACAGGAAAACGUAUAAUAGUGGAAGAGCCGCUGGAUGAGGAAAGUGUUGCGUCUUUAUUUGAUAGAUCGGAAAUCCAGCAAUUCCUGAACUCUGUGUAUGCUUACGCUGAAGUUUUAUUCAGCUGGCAGCUGUACCAUAAGCGACUCGAGCUACUGAAGGCCGUUCACGGACAAGAGAUGUCCUGGGAUAUCGGUCAGCACGAGAUCGGUAUUGUUCAUAGAUGUACGGUUUUCGGCUGUCAGGGCGAUAUUCCGCAUGGUGUUAGCGUGUGCACUUCGUGUAGCCAUCGGGCGAUGAUGCCUUCAUGCUCCGUUUGUCGUCUUCCUGUCAAAGGUCUUUCGCGAAGCUGUGUGCACUGUCUUCAUGUGCUUCACAUAUCAUGCUCAAAAAUGGCGGACGUUACGUCCUGUCCUUCCGGCUGUGGAUGUUGUUGUGAAUGGAGCUAACCCUUACUGUUGCGUGUGUAAGUUAUUAGCAGACGGUAUUGUAACGAAUUUAUUUGGUCACUUUCGCUACCGACACAUGACGUUAUUCGAAGACUAUAAUAAGUGUGUAAAGUGUGUGUAAGUGGCGAUAAAAAUCCAGAAAUUACGCUAGGGAGCAAAGCAAGUCCUGUACAGAUAAAUGAUUACAGUACAAUGUUCGAGAAGUGAUGUACAAGAGGAUGAACGGCUUGCUACAAUGCCUCCAAAAACUUUGUUCCCCCGU
This is a messenger RNA of Guyanagaster necrorhizus, 4329 nucleotides long. RefSeq lists its product as uncharacterized. Gene Ontology annotation, biological process: positive regulation of TORC1 signaling; cellular response to amino acid starvation. Gene Ontology annotation, molecular function: protein binding; signaling adaptor activity. The transcript has 15 exons. Gene Ontology annotation, cellular component: Seh1-associated complex; vacuolar membrane. The record is from RefSeq and is a predicted model, not a curated record. The coding region runs from base 207 to 4067 and encodes 1286 amino acids. Lineage: Eukaryota; Fungi; Basidiomycota; Agaricomycetes; Agaricales; Physalacriaceae.